Messenger RNA from Plectropomus leopardus (leopard coralgrouper), 6363 nucleotides. RefSeq names its product nischarin (gene nisch). Lineage: Eukaryota; Metazoa; Chordata; Actinopteri; Perciformes; Serranidae. Gene Ontology annotation, molecular function: phosphatidylinositol binding; integrin binding. The record is from RefSeq and is a predicted model, not a curated record. Gene Ontology annotation, cellular component: cytoplasm.
AACAAACAUGGCGGCGGGAGGCGGCUAACGGCUAACCGAAGAGAAGAACAGGGAGUCCUCUGCAGCCGUUUUAAUUUAGAGGCGGGUUUUUAAAAAAACAUUACAGUAAUAUUUGCUUUCUCUUUAUCUAAAGAUGGAGUCUGACUCGUUUCCAGAGGAGGUUUCUGAGAGGAAAGUGUGUGUUGUCGGGUCGGAGUUGGUGGAAAACUACACUGUCUACAUCAUCGAGGUGUCGGAUGGAGAGCACAGAUGGUCUGUGAAGCACCGCUACAGCGACUUCCACGACCUCCACGAGAAGCUGACAGCAGAGAAGAAGGUGGACCGACGACUGCUUCCUCCAAAGAAGAUUUUGGGGAAGAACUCAAAGAGUCUGGUGGAGCGGCGGCAGAAAGAGCUGGAGCUUUACUUGCAGACGCUGCUGCAACAGUUUCCACAGGCCACGCCCACUCCGCUCGCCUGCUUCCUGCACUUUCACCUCUAUGAGAUCAACGGCAUCACAGCAGCUCUGGCUGAGGAGUUGUUUCAUAAAGGUGAGCAACUGCUGCAGGCCGGCGAAGUGUUUUGUCUCCGUCCUCUGCAGCUUUACUCCGUCUCCCAGCAGCUACGUCUAGCCAAACCAACCUGCUGCAAUGGAGACGCCAAAACCGACCUGGGACACAUCCUCGACUUCACCUGCAGGCUGCGAUACCUCAAGAUGUGUGGCACCAGAGGUCCAGUUGGAACCAGUAACAUCGAGGAGAGCAGCCUCCCCUUCGACCUGUCUGUUUUUAAAUCACUGCUGCAGAUAGAGAUCAGUGAGUGCAGCUCUCAGCAGAUUCAAGGUCUUUCGUCUCUGAGGUCGAGUCUGGCAACUCUGAGUAUCCACCACUCCACGGAAACUAUGAUGUCGAUCCUGGUCCCGGAGGCGAGUGAGUUCUCUCAGUGGGAGGCUGAGGGGGCGGAGUCUGGUUGUCCCGUCACCGCUGUCAUCCCCGUAUGGAAGAACUUGACCACGCUGGACAUGAGCCACAACAGCAUCAGCGCCAUUGACAGCUCAGUGAAACUGAUUCCUAAAGUGGAGUUUCUGGAUCUGAGCCACAACCAGCUGACAACAGUGGAAAACCUUCAGCACUUGUACAAUUUGGUCCACGUGGAUCUGUCCUAUAACAGCCUGCGGGUCCUGGAAGCUGCUCACACUCGUCUGGGUAACAUCAAAACCUUAAGCCUGGCUGGAAACCAGCUGGACCAACUGACUGGCCUCACCAAGCUUUAUUCACUGGUCAACCUGGACCUCAGCCACAACCAGCUGGCUCAGUUGGAGGAGAUCAGGAACAUCGGCUCUCUGCCCUGUCUGGAGAAACUCAACCUGUCCAGUAACCCCAUGUGCAUCAUCCCAGACUACAGAACCAAAGUCCUGGCCCAGUUUGGAGACCGUGCAUCAGAGGUUUGUUUGGACGGUAAUGUGACGACAGAGAAGGAGCUGGACACAGUGGAAGUGUUGAAAGCCAUUCAGAAAGCCAAAGAAGUCAAAGACAGGAUGAGCAGCAGCGACAAGAAGAUCAGUGAGGAGACCAGGUUGUCUGCUGCUGCACCUCCUCACCUCUCCUCCUCCUCUCCCCCCUCUUCUUCUUCCUGCUGCUCUUCUACUGUUGCUCCUCCUGCUGUUACCUCCUCUUCCUCUUCCUCCUCUUCCUGUCCGGCCCAGCAGGCUGCCUGCCCCAGCCAAGAUGUGACGAGCAGAGAAGAAGCCGCAGUCCCCCCCAGUGUCCUCCCUCCUGUGGAUGCUGCACUUCCCCCCGCAAGCUUUAACACUGAUACACACCUCCCGUCUGCUCCCCCCGCCCAGGAACAACAACCUGCUGUCAGUCUGUCCGAACACGUACACCCUGGAUCUCCGAUAAACAGUACUAGAACUGCCACAACGACUACAAAUACUGUCUGUUGUGUCUGCUCCUCUUCCUCCUCCAGACCUGUUGAAACUACCUGCGUCUCCUGCAGCACAGCCUGGUGUCCUCUGCUUCCUUCUCACCUGCUCUCCCUCUCCGAAUCCAACAAAGACUUCAUUUCCCAGCUCUCCCAGCAUCUCAGCUCCAUCCUGAAGGCACAGAAAGGGAAGAAAGAGGAGGAAGAGAAGGAGGAGGAGAGGGAGGAAGAGAGGAGGUCCGAGUCCAAAGAGGUUCAGUCCCAAGUGGAGAGCACCGAUGUUGGAAGUCCCAGUCCAGGCUCCAGGGACGGAUACUUCGAGAUGGGUCUUGACGACUCCGUUGAAGAGUCUGUCUGCUCGUCCUCCUCCACGUCACUCGCUGUUCCUCCUGCAGAGGAGCCUGGCGGCCACCAGGAGGAGCUGUGUGCAGAGGAGGAGGAGGAGGAAGAGGAGGAGAAGGAGGUGCAGAUCAGAAGGGUUCUGUGGUGCUACUGUCUUCAGGUGAAGGAGGAGGCGGAGCAGAGGAGGGCGUGUCUGGUGCUGACGGACCGUGUGUUGGGCCUGCUGUACCUGUCAGAUGAUUGCACAUGGACCAAUCAGGAUGCAGACCAGGAGCAGAGUCCGCCUGUGGAGGAGGUGCUGUCCAGGCUGCAGGUGGAGCUCCUGCUGUCGUACUCCGAGCUCCUGCUCUCCUCCUCGGCUGAGCUCCCUGACUCCUGCCUCGCCUUUGGCCUCCAAGCCAGUCCGACCUGCUGGUACAUCUUCUCUGAGGCUGAGGAGCUCCGACAGACCAGGAGCGAGCUUACGGUGCUGAUCCAGGCGGUGAAGUCUCAGAGCAACCCGGAGCCCCCCAGCGAUCCUCAGCUCUUCCCCCGCACGCUUAUCAACUCCUGGGAGCUGGAGGAGAGUCAGGGAGCACAGGGAGGCUAUCUUGCUCUCCUUCUUACCCCCUCCUCCUCCUCUGCCCCGGACACACACCCCCUCCUGUCAGACAUCCUCUCCAAGACAGAGGACCCCAGCCUCCCGUCCCUCCUCUUCCUCACCCACCGACACCUCUGGGUGCUGAAGAUGGACUUCAGAGAGCUGGCAGAAAGAGAGAGGAGGAGGAGUGCUGACCUGCAUCACUCCUCCUCCUCUUCUUCUUCCUCCUCCUGGAGCAGGCUGGUCCGUGUGCCCCUCGGCUCCGUAGAGCUUCAUCCCAGAGAGAGAGCUUCUCAGGUCGGAGACAAAACCAGCAACACCUCCUGCCCCGACCCAAAACACCACCACAGGAGGAGUCACACUGUGGAGCUGCUGCUGGGUGGUCAGAGGCUGCUGCUGCUCUUCCCUCUGGCCCAGAACAGGAGCUCCUUCCUGGGGGAGCUGAGCCAGCGGAGAGCCUCUCUGGAGGGGCUGAAGAUGGUGGCUCUGCCUCUGCCGUGCAGGCCGUGUCCACAGCAGGGGCAACACACACAAGGCCGUCACAGAUCCAGAGACCAGUGCUGUUGUACCAGUACGAGGAAAUCACACAGCAACAGCAGCUGGGACUCCUCCCGCCUCCAGGUAGAGGAGAACCAGCCGUCCCCCCACCUCAACCCAGGUCUCUCCUCAGGUCUGAAGCUCUUGGCUGGGCUCGGAGAACAGCAGCUGCUGGCCUACUUUCACAAAUAUAUAGCAGUGUCUGAGGCGGAGGAGGUGAGACAGGUGUUGUGGCUGUCUGUGGUUCUCUACAAGUCUCCAGAGUCUGAGCUCACCUGCUGUCUGCUGCUCUCCACUGAUACAAUCUACUUCCUGUUGGAAGACUCCGCCUUUACGCUCGGUCAUCACUCAGUGUUGGAAAUAACGGAGUCUGGAGAUCCGGACAUCUGUCUGUGCUGCUGUCUGUCCAUCAGGCUGUCUGAUCUGCUGUCUGUCAACGUGGGACUGUUCGACCAGUACUUCAGAGUCGUAGGUCGCUCGGCCGAUCAGAUCGUGUGCUGUCUUAGCAGGGACAGUUAUGGGACGGGUGUCUUCCUUCAGGAGCUGAUGUCUGCUCUGAGUCUGCAGCAGCAGCUUCCUCCUCCAGAGCCGUCAGAUCAGGACUUCUACUCCCAGUUCACCAACACAAACACUGGUAAGAUGCAGAACUACGAGCUGGUGCACAGCAGCAGGGUGAAGUUCAUUUAUCCCAGUGAGGAGGAGAUGGGAGACCUGACCUUCAUCGUGGCAGAGAGGAAGACUCCAGCCAGUGCAGCGUCGUCAUCCUCGCGCUCAUUUAACGUCCUGCUGUACCUGUUGGUCUUCCAGGUCCAGAUCCCGAGCGCUCAGCCCAGCCAAGGCUCAGCUCUCUCAGGCCACUCCUCUUCAGUUUCUGGCUCCGGCCCGUCUCCGGUUCUCCAGCCCAGGACUCUGAUCCUGACCAGCACCGACGUGUUCCUGUUGGACGAGGACUACGUCAGCUAUCCUCUGCCCGACUUCGCCAAAGAACCUCCCUCCAGGGAGCGGUAUCAGCUGCGUGAGGCUCGGAGGAUCCGGGACCUGGACCGGGUCCUGCUGGGGUACCAGACUUACCCUCAGGCUCUGACCCUGGUGUUCGAUGACCUGCCCGGCCCCGACCUGCUCUGCCACCUCACCAUGGACCACUUUGCCGCCACAGGAGAGGAACCCCCGUCCAGAGGGGGUGGAGCCAGCAGUGGCGCAGAGGGUGAGGUCCAGUGGUGCGUCUUUGUCCCGGGAGCUGACAGCAGGGAGAGGCUGAUCUCUCUCCUCGCUCGCCAGUGGGAGGCGCUGUGCAGCCGGGAACUUCCUGUGGAGCUCACUGGCUGAUUGGUUGAUGACAGAUCGAUGGACGACUGAUCCGCACCGAGUUCGCUGUUGGGAGCUGAUUGAUGGGCGGAGUCAUCAAAUGAUCGGGAAAAUUUCCAUCCAGAUUUAGAGCUUGGUUGGCUGUUUAAAGGCCUCAAUAUGCUUCAAAGGAAGAAGUUUGUACAAAGUGUUGUCGAACACGUUUAAGGACAAAGCUUUUUCAGCUGCUCUAAACGGCCUCGCUAAAAGACACUCUGUCGUCAUAGAAACGGGCGAGAUGCCAUGAAUCCAUCAGAUGGGGAUAAAGACGCAUACAUUCAGUCUCUCCUUGAUAACAUUCAGCGUGUUGCCAUUGGUUGUUUUCAUGAAAAGUUACAGAGAUAGUUGCUUGAGAGAGAAGUUUAGCUUCACACUCCAAACCAAUCUCAUCAUCUCUCCGUAAACACACCAGAGAAAACAAAUAGGGACGUUUUACCGUGACGUCACAUUAUGUUGCAGCAAAAGGCGAACCAGGUCAAACGUUACAUUGGUCUCACUUUGGCAUCCUUAUUUAAAUUAGGCUUCAAGAAAUCAAUGAAGAUGCCUCAGUAUCAUGGAUAUAUAAAGAGAACUGGAUACAGUGUCAGAGGCAGGGCGCUGUUUAUUCCUAUGAAAGUUUCUCAGUGGCGCAUGAAGCCAAAAAGGUUCAAUUUCGAUGUGAAAAUUUCGAUGUGCUCAUGGUUUGAUCCAUAGAGCAGGUGCACUAGAGACUCUCAUCAGCCAAGUUGACUACUUGCGGGUUAGCGCUCUGCUAACUUAAGUUUGGAUAAAAUAAUUGAAUCUUGCGGCUCUUCUAGACUUUUGAAAUGUUAUCGCACUGAAUGGAUCAAAUUUUGAUAGUGAACAUGUCAUUGUGUGGGGUUGUGGUGUUCAAAGAUAUGUACCUCGUGAUCUACAGACGUCUGUUUCCCAAUAUAAGUCUAGGGGAAAAAGUCUUUUGUGUCCAAUGGCCUCACGGCAGACUCAGAAGUUGUAGUUUCACGGUUUGGCCACGAUGUGAAAUCGGCUGUUUCUGGGCGUUUGCUCAGCAUGCCUCAAAGGAACUAGUUAGUUUGCGUUUAUCCUCAUUCUGUAUGUCCACACUUAAAAGUGGGGUGAAAAGCUCGCUGUCAUACUUGGAUCGCGAUGACAUCCCACUUCCUCCUCACUCUCUCUCCAACAACUGUGUCUUUUGCGUGUCCUUGUUAUCUUGACGUCACAAAUUUAUCAAAUGGGGACAGUACACUGAGAUCGCUCUAUAGAGCCGCUACCAAGUCCCUUCUUUAUGCCGCCUUUGCAUUUUUACACAGAAUUUAACAACUGCAGCUGCUCCCGCUGUGAUUUUAGACAGAAGCAACAGAGGUUUGAGGGGCGUGACGUGUAUCAGAGCAGCAUCUGCCUCUAGAGUGACAAAUAACAUAUUUGUCCAGCUGUUUCUAAACAGCUCAUCCCUGUUAUAUGGCGGCUGAUCUCGUCCCCCGCCGGAGGAUAAGGAGCUCCCGAAUCUCGCUCUUUUCCCAAUUUAUGGAUGCUAUUCUUCCUCGAGUUCGCUGUGAACUGCUGUCAAAACAUCACGCCCAUAAUUCCGUCUGGCCGGCCGUCCCAUUUAUAUAGACUUUGAUUGGGCCCUGUUACUACCUCCGCUGCCGGCUCAAAGGCGAGACAACUCUGUCCACUCA